AAGGUGAACGAGAUGGGAGUCCUUAUUUAGUCCUGCCUGCUACAUGCCGUUCUCGUCAUAUCACUCGACAACAAACACUAACGAGAUACAGGAGAAAAAUAUGAAGGGUUUAGUGCAGAAAUCAAUUUCUUACUGUGUAAAAGAGCAAAAACCAUGCGUUGGAUGGGUUAACAGGUACUUCAAGGAUUGCCUAUGCAACUUCAGAGAUGAUUUGUCUUUCGCAUUGGGCCUUGUUAGCCUCCUCUGUUGGGGAGUGGCCGAAAUCCCUCAAAUCGUCACCAACUUCCGCACCAAGUCCAGCCAUGGCAUUUCUCCAUUGUUUCUUUUCACAUGGGUUGCCGGUGACAUAUUUAAUCUAUUCGGAUGCCUUCUCGAACCUGCAACGUUGCCAACACAAUUUUACACCGCUCUGCUUUAUUCGACGACUACUGUGCUAUUAGUAUUGCAGAGCUUGUACUAUGAUCACAUAUACGGGUGGUGGAAAUCUCGAAGGAACAGUACCUCUAGACAAGAGAGUCAUGAAGACUUGAAAAAGCCUCUGAGGCCGCAUAAGCAGAGACAGAGGUCGACCGAUUCAGGAAUUCCGAUACCUACCGCCGCUACCAAAACUCCUCAGCGUAGAGAUUACUACUACACGUCAGCCAGAUCUUUGGCAGGCAGCGCCACUCCUCCCAUUCGUUCGUCGAUAUGGCCAGUGAGAAGUGGUCCUUCAGCUAUCGGCCUGGAGGAUGGCUCUUCGUCAGAGGAUGAGGCAACCCAGAGCGCUACGAGCAGACCCAUCCUCCCCCGAUCCGCUGGUUAUGGUGCUUUUGUAGCGACGUCGAUGAGCAUGCCUACACAAACCAAGGCUAUGAUGCAAGCAUCCAUUGGAUUCAGUGGGAGGAAACUAUUACAAGAGCACGGAAUGGGAAGUAAUGCAGUUGGGCAAUGGUUGGGAUGGAUGAUGGCUGCCAUAUACAUGGGCGGUCGACUUCCUCAAAUAUGGUUAAACAUCAAAAGAGGAAGCGUGGAGGGCCUAAAUCCUUUGAUGUUUAUCUUUGCGCUGAUUGCAAAUGCCGCUUAUGUGGGCAGUAUUCUGGUGAGAAACACGGAGUGGGACAAAAUUAAGGCCAACAUGCCGUGGUUGCUAGAUGCCGUUGCCUGUGUGUUGCUGGACUUAUUUAUAAUAUUACAGUACGUAUACUACAAAUAUUUGCGCAACAGAGACGACAGAGGUCAUGACUACUUGGUGGAGGCAAACAAGGAAUGAGCACCAUCUUCAUCAAGUUUGAAGCUUUAACGAGCUAGAGAUGACAGAAUUGCGUUCUCCGGUUAGUGCGCGGUUUUGAAGUGUGAUCGAAUUAAUGUAAGUUCUUUUAAUGUUGAGAGCUGACUCUUGUUUUGGAGGAACUUUUGCAAGUUCAUUUUUUUCCCCCACUUUGGAGGUUUGAUUAUUUAGAUGUUGAACCGAUUUUUUUAUCCCCUCA
This is a messenger RNA of Coffea eugenioides, 1466 nucleotides long. Its product is annotated as lysosomal amino acid transporter 1 homolog. Bases 44 to 1249 code for a protein of 401 amino acids. NCBI's taxonomy places the organism in Eukaryota, Viridiplantae, Streptophyta, Magnoliopsida, Gentianales, Rubiaceae. The transcript is spliced from 12 exons. The record is from RefSeq and is a predicted model, not a curated record.